Talaromyces proteolyticus is the source of this 1833-nucleotide messenger RNA. RefSeq names its product putative phosphoglucomutase. Bases 1 to 1833 code for a protein of 610 amino acids. Gene Ontology annotation, biological process: carbohydrate metabolic process; purine ribonucleoside salvage. NCBI's taxonomy places the organism in Eukaryota, Fungi, Ascomycota, Eurotiomycetes, Eurotiales, Trichocomaceae. Gene Ontology annotation, molecular function: magnesium ion binding; phosphopentomutase activity. The record is from RefSeq and is a predicted model, not a curated record. The transcript has 9 exons.
AUGACUUCUGAGACAUUGACUCGCCAGUGGCUGGAGUGGGAUCAGGACCUAGAAACCAGAGCAGAAAUCCUGCAAUUGAAAGACGACGACAAUGAUGCAGAGCUCGAGAAAAGACUGCGGAACCGAAUCCAAUUCGGCACCGCUGGUCUCCGUGGCAAGAUGCAAGCUGGGUUCGCCUUCAUGAACUCGCUCACCGUGAUCCAGACAUCGCAGGGCCUUGCUGAGUUUCUCCAUGACCAUGAUGCGGACCGCGCAGCUACCAACGGCGUCGUUGUGGGAGCUGAUGCGCGGCGGAACUCGGAAAAGUACGCCAGUCUCGUGGUGAACGCUCUGCUUGCCAAGGGCCACAAGGUCUGGUGGCUUGGGGGUAACGUGCAGACUCCUUUGGUUUCUUUUGCCACAUUGCAGUAUGGAGCUGCAGCAGGGGUGAUGAUUACCGCGAGCCAUAACCCUGCCCAGGAUAACGGCUACAAAGUCUACCUUCAAAAAGGCGUUCAAGUAAACUCGCCUAACGACGCAAAGAUAUCACAGUACAUAGAGCAUAACUUGACUCCGUGGGAAGGUGCAUGGGAACCUCUCCAGACACAUAUUGACGGCGCAGAGAAGAAAGGAUUCGACAAUUCUUCGAAUCAAUUCCAAUAUCGCUACCUGGAGAAAAUUGACCGCAGCUGGAGGACCCAGAUAUGCAAUUAUGCUCAAUCCACCGUGACUGGAGAUCUGAAACCCUCACCAUUUGUCUACACCCCUCUUCAUGGCACAGGAGGACUCUGCCUACCUAAAGUAGUGGAGGAAAUCGGCCUUGGCUCGCAUAUGAUCUCCGUUGACAAACAAUUUAAACCAGAUGGAAAUUUCCCUACCGUUCCAUUUCCUAACCCAGAAGAGGAUGGUGCUCUAAAUCUAUCUAUGCUUUGCGCUGAUGAACAUGGUCGCGAUCUUAUCAUUGCAAACGACCCUGACGCAGAUCGUUUUGCCGUGGCACAAAAGAUUCCAGGCCGCAAAACCUGGUAUACUUUCACAGGAAAUCAAAUCGGCGUCCUCCUCGCCUCUCAUAUCCUCGAAAAUCUACCCCAACCCAGUAAGAAAAAAGGUUACUACAUGCUCAACAGUACUGUGUCCAGCAGCAUGCUCUCCAAAAUGUGCGCCGAAUACGGAGUCUCUCACCGCGAAACCCUGACAGGGUUCAAGUGGAUGGGCAACAUCACCAACAACCUACAAGGGGAAGGCUACGAAGUACCCUUCGCCUUUGAAGAAGCGCUUGGAUACAUGUUUCCUGAUGUCUGUUUCGACAAGGACGGAAUCACCGCCGCCGCUGUGUUUCUGUUAGCAGCCGCACAAUGGCGCAAACAACGCGACGUCACGCCUUGGGACAGACUGCGUGAAUUAUACCAACUGUAUGGGCAUCAUGAAACACUCAACAACUAUCUCCGCUCGCCGGACCCGAAAACCACGGCAGAGUUAUUUGAAAAUAUCCGUGCAGGGAAAUGGGCUAAGGGGGAGCGGUUUGGAAGGUUCAGGAUUUCCCGUUGGAGAGAUAUGACGCUAGGCUAUGACUCUGAUACCCCAGAUCAUAAGCCCGAGUUACCGGUCGACAAGAGCAGUCAUAUGCUGACACUUUGGCUGAAUGAGGACAUCAAAUUUACGCUGAGAGGGUCGGGGACGGAGCCGAAGGUCAAGUUCUACAUCGAGUCAUGGAACCAUGACCAGAGCAAAGCUAUAGAAACGGUCUGCGAUGUUUUGAAGGCUAUACUGUCGGAAUGGAUCAAACCAUUUGCGCCAACAAUGACAUACGCAAAGACCAUGUCCACCUCGUCGUCAGAAAUGCUCGAGUUAUGA